This is a messenger RNA of Sardina pilchardus (European sardine), 12750 nucleotides long. RefSeq names its product insulin receptor b (gene insrb). Gene Ontology annotation, molecular function: ATP binding; insulin receptor activity; insulin receptor substrate binding. The record is from RefSeq and is a predicted model, not a curated record. NCBI's taxonomy places the organism in Eukaryota, Metazoa, Chordata, Actinopteri, Clupeiformes, Clupeidae. Gene Ontology annotation, biological process: positive regulation of phosphatidylinositol 3-kinase/protein kinase B signal transduction; positive regulation of MAPK cascade; multicellular organism development. Gene Ontology annotation, cellular component: insulin receptor complex; plasma membrane; axon. Bases 1188 to 5315 code for a protein of 1375 amino acids. The transcript is spliced from 22 exons.
CCUGAGAGAGAGGAACCUCUGACGGGUCGAGCGAAGUUUUCUCUUCUUUUCGGCUAUCCUCACGCCAAUAAGUUUGUUUACUUAGCCAUCCUGAAUCCUGCAGACGACAUUGAACGUGUGUUGAUCGUCAAACCAAAAGCCUCGUUUGUUUCAGAUUAGCUGGGGCUAUUUGCUGAUCCGAGGAAUCAGGGGCUACAGCGUGGAGUUUUAACACUUGAAAGCAUUGUGGUGGAAGCUGCUGCUUCUCCGUGGAGGCUACCCUUUUUCGAGGGGUGCAGUUUGUCUAGCCAAGGCUAAAUGACGUUUUGAUAGUUGUUUUCGUCUAUCACGCCGGAGCAGACUGCUUUUUUGCGGAUUUAUAUGAACGUCGAUUCAUAUUGUAGGGAAACUCGUCGCGGUUUUCCUGUACGCGUGCUCUAAAGGGGAUAUUGGAAUGUAUUCAUUUUCCCAUUCGCAUUUCUUCAAGGGCGAACUUCUGGUGAUAGAACGGAGAGGGGGAAGACUUGGCAGUGCAUGAAACACCAGCGACCUGUGGAUUAAAGCCAGCUCGGCCAACCCUUCUGAGUCUUGGGUCAAUAUCUGUGUCCAGCAGGACAGCGUUGUUGUGGAACCAGGACAUAAUGAUAUGUGGCUGAUCAAUUAGGUCGUCACAUUGCGCCAUUGGACGUGAAGAUAGUAGCUCGCAUUCUAACUGUCCACUUUUAUUUCAACUGGAAUUUUCUAACUGGUACCUCAUCAUUCAUGGUAUGAGCAGCUCCCAAAUAGUACCCCUUCGGGUACCUCAUUACUAGCGGUGUGGGAUUUCUCUUCGAAACGAGGGACUUCGGAAACUUAAGCCGAUGUGGAAUAUGACCAAUGAUUAUUUACAAUGAAGAUUUUCGUUUGCAUAUUUUUGGUCAGAACCCAAGAUCACGUCAUUUAGGCUAAUGUUCAAUUCAUUUUGCGGCGCAGAACAAAGUUGGACAACUAGACGUUUUGGAUUUACAUUCAACCACGUUGGACCCCUGGUCCUUCGGGGGACUUUGUAAAGUUUUGAAUAGCCGUUUUGAAUUUUUUUUAAGUGAUACAUAUAUUUUUCACUUUCAUCUUUUUGAUAUCUUUUUCAACUGAGACGCUGAUCAUUAUAUUAGGCUAACUAGCCUACCCUGCACAGAUUUUGAGCUCAGAAAAGCAGUUUUACAGUCACGAUGCGUCUAGAAAUGUCAGCAGUAAUUUUGGUAACUUUUGUCUACGUCUUGAGCCACUGUGGGUCAAUACAUGGAGAGAUCUGUCCCACCAUGGAUAUCCGGAACAACGCAGCCAACCUGACCCUGUUGGAGAACUGCACGGUGAUCGAGGGGCACCUGAAGAUCCUGCUCAUGUUCAAGACCAAGCCGGAGGACUUCCGCGGCCUGAGCUUUCCCCGGCUGACCGUCAUCACCGACUACCUGCUCGUGUUCCGCGUCUACGGCCUGGAGACCCUGAGCAACCUCUUCCCCAACCUGGCGGUCAUCCGGGGCAACAACCUCUUCUUCAACUACGCGCUGGUCAUGUUCGAGAUGCCCCAGCUGAAGGAGGUCGGCCUGUACAGCCUGAUGAACGUGACCCGCGGCGCCGUGCGGCUGGAGAACAACCCGGACCUGUGCUACCUGUCCACGCUGGACUGGUCCAAGGUGCUGGACUCGGUGGAGGACAACUUCAUCAUGGACAACAAGGACGACCGCGAGUGCGGCGACGUCUGUCCCGGCACGGUCGGCGGCAAGAAGCACUGCUCGCAGACCACCAUCAACGACCACUUCGGCGAGCGCUGCUGGAACCAGGACCACUGCCAGAGAAUGUGCCCACCGGCCUGCAAGAACCACGCCUGCACGCUCAACAACCAGUGCUGCCACGAGCAGUGCCUGGGCGGCUGCUCGGAGCCGGGCAACUCCAGCGCCUGCGUGGCCUGCCGGCGGCUGAUGCACGGGGGCACCUGCGUGGACCGCUGCCCGCCGGGCUACUACAACUUCAAGGACUGGCGCUGCGUCUCCUUCCGGUACUGCCAGGAGCUGCACAACGCGUGCCGCCAGCGCAAGGAGAAGGAGAAGGAGAAGGAGAGGGACUGCCACGAGUACGUCAUCCACGACGGCGCCUGCGUCCCCGAGUGCCCGUCCGGGUACACCACCAUGAACUCCGCCGCGCUGACCUGUGCGCCCUGCUCCGGACUGUGCCCCAAGCUGUGUGUGGGGGACAAGAUCGUGGACUCGGUCAUGUCCGCUCAGGAGCUCCGCGGCUGCACCGUGCUCAACGGCAGCCUGAUCAUCAAGAUCCGCGGUGGCACCAACAUCGCAGCUGAGCUGGAGACCAGUCUCGGUCAGCUGGAGGAGAUCAACGGCUUCCUGUCAGUGCGUCGUGCUUACGCCCUCAUCUCGCUGUCCUUUCUUCGGAAGCUGCGCCUGAUCCGUGGGGAGACGCUAGAGUCUGGGAACUUCUCCUUCUACGCCUUGGACAACCAGAACCUGCGGCAGCUGUGGGACUGGUCCAAGCACAACCUGACCAUUCUGAACGGCGGCAUGUUCUUCCACUACAACUCCAAGCUGUGCAUCGCCGAGAUCCGCAAGAUGGAGGAGGUGACGGGCACCAAGAGUCGCAAGAACCAGAUAGCCGCGCGCACCAACGGCGACCAGGCUUCAUGUCAGAACGAGGUCCUCAACUUCACCCAGGUCCGCGCCAGCCACGACAAGAUCAUCCUCAAGUGGCAGGCCUUCUGGCCCACGGACUUCAGGGACCUGCUGGGGUUCAUGGUCCUUUACAAGGAAGCGCCGCAUAAGAACGUGACGGAGUUUGACGGGCAGGACGCGUGCGGCUCCAACAGCUGGAUGAUCGCCGACGUGGAGCCGCCACAGCGCGGGGGCUCGUCCCCCACCGAGGCCGGCCAGCUCCUCUUCCCGCUCAAGCCCUGGACGCAGUACGCCAUCAUGGUCAAGACGCAGCUGUCCGCCUCCGACGACCUGGAGGUGCGCGGCGCCAAGAGCACCAUCAUCUACGUGCGCACCGACGCCACCCGUCCGUCGGUGCCUCUGGACCCCAUCUCCUCCUCCAACUCGUCGUCUCAGAUCCUCCUGAAGUGGAAGCCUCCCACGGAGCCCAACGGCAACAUCACACACUACCUGGUGUUCUGCCAGAAGCAGCUGGAGGACAAGGAGCUCUACAGGCUGGACUACUGUCUCAAAGGUAUGAAGGUGCCGUCGCGCACGCCGGCGCAGAUGGACAGCGAGGAGGAGCAGAAGUGGAAUCAGACGGAGGAGCAAGUUAAGGGGGGCCACUGCUGCGCCUGCCCCAAGACGGACACGCAGCUCAAGAAGGAGGCCGAGGAGUCCGAGUACCGCAAGACCUUCGAGAACUACCUCCACAACGUGGUCUUCGAGAUCAGAAGCACGGCGGCGCCGGUGAGCCCCACGGCAGACAGUGGGCCAUCCAGACGCCGACGCUCUGUGGGCGUGGCCAACGCCACCGUGCCCAGCUUCGUCACCACGCCCCCCGCCAGCCUGCUCCCGCCCGAGAACGGCUCGACGACGAGGGGCGAGCCCGAGGACAAGGAGCCCGGCCAGCGGCUGGUGCUCUCCGUGUCCAAGGAGUCGGCCGUCAUCUCCGGCCUGCAGCACUUCACCAGCUACCAGAUCGAGAUCCACGCCUGUAACCACCCCACCGACGAGAAGCGCUGCAGCCUGGCCACCUUGGUCAACGCCCGCACCAUGCCCGAACCAAAAGCUGAUGAUAUCACUGGUCCGGUGACCCACGAAUUCCUGCCAGAUGAACCCGAGCUGGUGUACAUCAAAUGGGAGGAGCCGAAAGCCCCAAACGCUGUCAUCAUUCUUUACGAAGUCAGCUACAAGAGGCUCUCUGACACCGAAGAGACGUCUCCCAAGUGUGUGUCUCGCACCACCUAUGACAAGCUGAAAGGCUACAAGCUGCGCGUGGUCCACCCAGGAAACUACAGCGUGCGCAUCCGCGCCACCUCUCUGGCCGGCAACGGCUCCUGGACGGACUACGCCUACUUCUUCGUGCCAGACAGAGACUUGAGCAUGAAGGCUAUCAUCGCUCCCGUGGUCUGCUUCAUCUUUCUGCUGUGCAUCGGAGGCACGGUGUUUGUCGUGUUCAAGAAGAAGCAAAUUGAAGGCCCCAGCGGCCCUCUCAUAGCCUCCUCCAACCCAGAGUACAUCAGCGCCAAUGAUGUCUAUGUUCCGGAUGACUGGGAAGUUCCACGGGAGAAGAUCACGGUGCUGCGGGAACUUGGGCAGGGUUCCUUCGGCAUGGUCUACGAAGGCAUCGCCAAGGACAUCGUCAAGGGAGAACCGGACACCCGCGUGGCCGUGAAGACGGUCAACGAGUCGGCCAGCCUGCGUGAGAGAAUCGAAUUCCUCAACGAGGCCUCGGUGAUGAAGGCUUUCAGCUGCCACCAUGUGGUCCGUCUGCUCGGCGUGGUGUCCAAGGGUCAGCCCACGCUGGUCGUCAUGGAGCUGAUGACUCACGGCGAUCUGAAGAGCUACCUGCGCUCCCUGAGACCGGACGCUGAGAACAACCCAGGGCGCCCGCCCCCCACUAUAAAGGAGGUGAUUCAGUUGGCGGGCGAGAUAGCGGACGGCAUGGCCUACCUCAACGCCAAGAAGUUUGUCCACAGAGACCUGGCAGCCAGAAAUUGUAUGGUGGCUGAGGAUUACACAGUGAAAAUUGGAGACUUUGGCAUGACGAGAGACAUCUAUGAGACUGAUUAUUACCGGAAAGGUGGGAAGGGUCUGCUGCCCGUCAGGUGGAUGGCGCCCGAGUCCCUGAAAGACGGAGUCUUCACUGCCCGAUCAGACUGCUGGUCUUUCGGAGUGGUGUUAUGGGAGGUUAGCACGCUAGCUGAGCAGCCCUACCAAGGGCUCUCCAAUGAGCAGGUGCUGAAGUUCGUCAUGGACGGUGGAUACCUGGACCGACCAGACAACUGCCCAGAGAGAAUACACAAUCUGAUGCAGAUGUGCUGGCAGUACAACCCGCAGAUGCGGCCCAGCUUCCAGGAGAUCAUCGAGAUGAUCAAGGACGACCUGCACCCCUCCUUCCAGGAGGUGUCCUUCUUCUACAGCGAGGACAACAAGCCGCCGGAGACGGAGGAGUUUGACAUGGACUUCGAGAACAUGGAGAGCAUCCCGCUGGACCCGUCGUCCUACUCGCAGCGCGAGGACAGCCUGAGCAGAGACAAUGGCCCCUCGGUGGGCCUGCGGGGCAGUUACGACGAGCACGUGCCCUACACGCACAUGAACGGGGGCAAGAAAAACGGAAGGAUCCUUUCGUUGCCCAGAUCGAGCCCAUCCUAACGUUUUCUGAUUGACUAUUUUGUCUAGUUCGCUCUCUCUCUCUUAUCUAUCUCUUUCUCUCGCUUCUUCUUCCUUUUUCUUCCUUCCUGUCCGCUCAGCUGUCCCGCGUUUUUUUUUUCUAAUAAUUAUUAUUUUUUUAUGAUUUACAAUAUUUUAUGCAGAUGCCCUUCAAAACAAAAACACAGAUCUCAGGACUUUUUUUUUUUUUUUUUUUCUCCUUCAUCGCUACCACAUGCAUGAUGGCAAGGAUGCAAACCUUUAACUAAGAACCAUUCAUGCGGAUCAUCUACAACUUUCCUUGGCUUUUGAUUACUUUUGUCUCACUCUCUUGCCAAGUUUCCAAGACUGGUCAGUGGGGGGAAAACUAAAGACAGACAAAACAAAGCGAACUGUGAACAGACACUACACAAACCAGAUGACUGCCUCUUGUUUGACCUCCUCGGACUUUCCCGUUCUCGGAGCAUUUUCUCGUUCACUUUCUUUACUGAAAUCUUUUCAUAUGGUGGCCUUUUUUUUAUAUGUGGCCUAUAAUCAAAGAGAAGUGUCUAUCAGUUCUUGUAUUCAUUUCCUUUGAACAACUGAUUAAAGAGUUUGGAAUCUGUGGGGUGGGUAGAGACUCUUAGAACAAACAUCCUAUUUGUAGAGGAAGCUUUUGUCCUGCAGAAUUCCAAAUCUCACACGGAUACAUGCGGUGUUUUGUUGGUGGAAAAAAAAUAAUUAAUUUAUUUGCUUUAUUUUUGUUUCUCCUUUCAGUUUUGUUUCCGUGUCCUUGCAUUAUGGCUGAAGGAUAUUUAAACAGUUAAGAAUUUGACAAAAUAGUCCAUCAGACUGACCAAUAGCUGCUGCUUUGAUAUAUCAUAUAGUGGGUAUAGUGUAAACAUAUAAUAUAUAUGUGAUGUAUAAAAUAUUGACACAUCAGUAUUUUAUAUAUCUAGAUACAUGAUGUUGAUUUUUCUUUUCUAUAUUGUUAAUUUUUGUAUUACUUUCAUCAGAAGCUUUGCUCUUAAGAUAUUUUUUCAAUCAUCUGUUCAUUAUGUCCUGAAAAUGACUCUAACCCCCCGCAAAAAGUCAUACUAAUUCACCUACAGUGCUCUAAGUUGCCCACUAGGGUUGUUGGCUAUUAUAAAUGCACGGGAGAGGCUAGGUGUUAGGAUUCAAAAGGAUGAUCCUUUCCUAGACUGCAUGCAACAAACUCUCAUAGUAACAAUUUGGCUUGUUGCUGUACCCGGUUUGCUGAUGGUGUUGAGGUCCAUAUUGCCAGAGAAUCACCCCUUGUUAUUUGAAGUACGUUGUGUUUUGAUGUCAGAAAUGUUUCGUUAUGUCAGCUGAGACUGUAGUCUAUGGUUGUCUAUGUUAUGUUUUGUCUAAUUCCUGUAUUAUGUAAUAACGUCGGAGACUGAUGAGGUUUUGGGCAUCGUCAUCGUCAGUGGGGGAGAAAUGAUUUGCUUUGAGUGCUUGUUUUGCCCGGAUGAUUUGAAAGCUUAGUCUGGACUUUUUUUUUUCUGCUAAUGUGAAGUACGUGAAGCACACAUCUGCUUACCAUCGUAUCACUGAUGAUCCCCCCCGGCUCUGUAACUACCAGAGGCUUCUUUGAUUGUGAGCAUUUGUCUGUAGUGAGAACCCCCUCCUCUGAUUUGGGCAAAUCACCCACUAGAUGAGGAAGAGGCGACUCGGAGUUCUUCUCACUGCAGCGAAGAGGCCACCAAACUCUCAGAAUCUGCCGCGCUCUUGAUUGUGUGGUUGAAGAACGCUCUAGAUGUCCUGUCUAGCUCUACAUUGAGCAGUGGGCUCUUCAGGAUGGCUUGGUUGAGUACAGUAGGUGUGUUGGAGGCUGUUAGGGUGUUGCAGUGACACUAGGCAGGAGACUACGCUCUGUAGUUCAGGACUCCUCAUCGACGCUGAGCUUGCUCUCCUGGAGGACAGACAUUCCUGGGUUGUAGUGUUUUGCCCAAUGUUACUGCCUCUCUUUCCCCUCAGACAAUAUUGGGAGUGAGUAGCAGAUGCUCUUUAAGUCUCAGUUCUGGUCGUUUCCAGGUUCUGAGGGUCCUCAGCUUCAGGGGCCUGAUGGAGCUCCGAUCUGACAUUGGUCUGACACGAGGCUUUCCAUCACACCAGCUUAUGUUUGAAGAUGCAAGAUAAAUGAGUUCUGUCCCACAUAUUUGUCUUCAGUGCAGGGUUCAGACAAUGUUCUUGUCAGACGGUAAUUUUCUAGAUUGUGUGCUGAAGAUGGAUCAAGUGGAAGAGGCAUUAUUAUUAUGCGUGCCAGGGGUCCCAGCUGCCUUUGUGUAUGCCGGUCUAAGUUAAUGAGUGUCUGCCCUCACAUCAGAUGUCCAGUAGCCGUGAAGACAUUCCUGCGCUUAAUCUGGCUUGUUCUAAUAGGGGCCGAACACACUCACUCAUCAGACAGUAUUCACACCUUGAACAACAUCUGUGUAGAAAGGCCUCUGGCGCACACAUUGAAUCUCCAUGCUGGUUCGUUUCUCCCCUGACCACAGUUGCUCAUGUCCAUCAGGGGGGGAACCUAAGCGACAGCAAGGCUCCAGCAGUCAGGAAAGAGAUAAGCAAUCUCCCACAUUGGACCUGGAUAGUAAGUAGCCACUAUACAGUUUACAGUCUUCAGGUGAUUUGCUGGUGUAUCAAACACGUAACAAUUGCCCCUCCAGUUGGGUUUCUCUCUGGACAUAAUAUGCCUCAGCCUCCCAAGUUGUGCCUUCUGCAAGAGCCCAAGGUAGUGGCCACAAGACAGGGGGGCCGGGGUGGAUGCCCAAGCUUAACUUGGUUCAUAUUUAUCCACAUCUGUGCACACUUGGCUUGGUGUACAUAAUGUGUUGGUGAGUGUAUAUAUUUAUGUGCGUAGAGCGGGGUGGGUUGAGAUGUGAGGAGUCUGCCUCCAGUCUGCUUCUGGGGCUGAGAGCUGGAGUGUGGGGACUGAACAGGACUUGCUGCUGUUUAACCAGCACACUCAGUUUUUUGUUUUUCAAGAUGUAAAUCUAAUUACCGGACUACAUUGCUUUAUGAUAUCGUCAUCAUCCGCAUCAGUUUUCUUCUUUUUUUCGUCGGCUAUUUUCCGGGUUUGUAAAUAAUAAAUAAGAUGUUUUAAGUUAAAGGAAAAAAGCUAAACAAUUACACCCACACAAUUUCACACACACUACCAUGACAAAAGAUAAGUUUAGUUAGUCAUGGUUGUCAACUUAACUGUACGUGCAAAUUUCUAAUUAAGAAGAUUAGCAUAUCUUUGAAAAGGCAGAUGAUAUUUUAUUUAUUUUAUUAUAAUCGUUGUAUAAAACCCAGCUAGCUUUUUAUUACAAGUUUUAAGAAUUAUUCAGUGUUGGGUAAAAUAGUGUUUUCUCUCUUGUUUAGUUUUUUUCCAUUGUUUGAAAAGAGAGUUACAGCUAGAGGGGGAGAAUGAGUUUGGUGUUGUGGUAAAUUCUUUUUUUUGUUGUUAUUUUGAUCGGACGCAGUCUACCUCAGUAUGUAUGAAAUUUUAGUCAAGCCUUGCUUCUCUCGCUCUUUCUCCCUUCUCUUUCUCUCUCUCUCUCUCUGCCUCUCACUCUUUCUCUCUUUAUCCCUAACACUAUCCUCCUACCCAUCUCAGUGUUUUAACAUGGCCAUUUUGGCAGAUGUCAAACUUGUGAGUCUGAUCACCUGUUCUGAUCAUCCUAAAGAGGGCUUAUCACUGAUGACAUGAAACUGACAAAUUCAAAGAUGAUAACACGUCUCUCGCAGAACUCUGCAAUCUAAUUUCAAAUUGGCUCUCCCUGUUUUAAUUCCCUUUGUAUUAGCAUGUAUUCAAAAUGUUUGGUGGCGGAGUUUUCCUCAAGGCAACAUUUACUAAUUAAUGACUAUGACUGUGUCAAAAAGUAUUAGAAAGCACAAUUGAGAAGCAUUUUUGUGGGGAUGUUCUGCUUAGUGCAACUGUGCCAUGGAUUGCUAUAAUACUGUAUACCAGCACUUAUGUGAAAGGUGGCAGUCUAGAGUUUUUACAUUUCGGACCUGUUCAUCCAUUUUCAAUUAGCUAGCACUUCUUGCAACUACACCAAGCCGUAGAUUCCAAAUUGCCCAAUUGUAAUAUGAUUCAUGAAAUAUGACAUUCUGUGUAUGGGGCGUGUAAUUAAGAUGUAGGGGGAGAUGCAUGAGUGUGGUCAAUACCAUGUUGACUAUGCUCCUGAUUUUGCUUUUAAUAAUGGUUCACAACCAACUGAACUUUCCUUGCUCCUCUAAUGGUAAUAGGAAAUACUAGGUUGUGCACUGACACAGACAUCAAUAUUCGAGUACCAAAUAAAGCCUUGUGCCGUGGGAGAAUGGGAAUUUGGGGCACAGUUCUGUCCUACAGUGCUUGACAGUAAGAGGGCUGAUCUGGUGAAUACAUAUCCUUCACAAAGCGAGAAAGAAAUUCAAUUUGGACCCAAUGCCUUCUGGUUUAUGCUAUGAAUGUGAUUCUUGUUAGUUUUAUGUUUGUGUUCUGUUUUUUUUUUUCUUUUCUUUUUUUGACUUCUUGUUAAUGUACUUUUUCUACUGUGAAUUAUCAAGAACCAUCUUACAAUAAUGCCAUAGAUUGGGGGGGUUUGGGGACAUAACAUACAGCAUGCCUCCAUUGUUUCCGAUUGGAUUCUCUUCGAUAGGGGGCAGCGCGCUCUGUUGGGACAAUCCCAUGUGCCAUACAAUGUUAAACUCUGAAGUGAAAAUCUGGCUUGGGAUGAGCAGUACUCAGGGAGGUCUGAUUCUUUAGGUUUAGAAGGGAUGGGACAUGACUCUGACUGAAGUACCUGUUUGGAGAGUGUGGCAAAAAAAAAAAGCCAAUCUCUGCCUUUAGCAAGGGGUAAUCAAGGUAGUGCUGCUGAACCUUUUUGUCUGUUGGGAGAAAGUUCAAAGAAAAACAACUUACCUCCCCCUAGUUGUGCAUGAACACUGGGUGAAUGUUUACUCCCCUCUGAUGGACAGAUGUAGUACAACAACGGAAAGGCAGAGUGAAGCCAGUCCUCCCACCCAUAGUGCCUUGUGCAGAUUUCUCAAGCGUCCUCCCAACCAAACCCUCUCAACUCAAACCGAUUGUCUCCAAAGUCCGCUCAUGGACUUGGGCAGACCCUUGACUGGAGUUUUAACCACACCACAUUGUGCAUCCUCAAAAGUGCAUCUUUCAAAGACAAGCUGAGAGAUUUCCUAACAUGAUAGUUGUAGAUAAAAUACAAACACGACACGCACACACACACAAAUGUAUCACAUCUUCCUGCUUGGCUCCAUGUUACUGUACUGGUGUCUGUGAAUGAUGUUUUGUUCUUUUUUAAGCAGGAAACUUGUCUCUACUUGCCUAAGCUCUGGCUUGCUUUGUGUGCUUUGAACCCCUCAUGGGGGGUAACAUGGCAUUAUAUAAUUGAACAUCGAUUGCAUGGCACUUUGGUAAUUGUACAUUUGUCCCAAAUGCACACACUGCAGAAGGCUUAAACGGGUGUUUAAUUCAUGCAAGGUGAUUCUUGUAAUCUGUCUUUUCACAAAUGAAACAGCCUCCUACUGUACAUCGUAACAGUAAUCGCCCCCUAAAACAAAAGCACUUAAUUUUGGCAAAUUUUAUUUAAUCUGGAACUCUAAAGUGGUUUAACAGAGCAAGCUAGCAAUGCAGCACAGGUUGAGAACAAGGCAUUGUAUGUCAUUUUAUUUGUUUUAAAGAAAAAAUAUUACAUCUAGAGAUGUUGAUUUCUAUUUUUAUUUUUUAGCCAAAAUAGGGAGGGCAAAUACAAUUACCUUUUUUUCUGACUGUAAACUUUUACUAUUCUUGUACAUUAUGGAAUUAACAUUGUUAUCAAUGUAUAUAACUUUUUUUAAAUAAAAUUAAAUGUUUGAUGGCUAUCGCUCCUGAAACUACCCCACUAUCUGAUCAAGGUUUCAGUUCACUUUUUUGGUGAGAAGCAGCACAGGUCAAUGAUGGUGAUGAUGAUAAUGAUGAUGAUGGCGGGGCUUGCAACGUCUCUCUUUUAGGCUUGUUAAUUCAGUCUGACCCCACCUGUGCAUCAAGAGUAUCCCCAAACCCUGCCCUUUUAGUAAAAUCAAUUUUCACAUCCACUCUCAGUAUGUACUAUCACUUCUGUGACCCACUGGGAUGUCGAACGAAAUUCUAUUUGACCACCUUAGACCAAAGUGACGAGUCCCUUUUUUAGAUUUGUUUUCCAAAAGUGAAAAAAAAAAAACAACUGGAAAAGAAAGACCACUGCACAUUCCCUCUGGAAGUGACUAAACGAGUGUAAUAAGCUACGGGGUAACAAGCCACGUUUAUAUAUAUCUUUAAUCUAUAUAUAUAUAUCCAUCCCAACGCUAUGAGGAUCUGAAGCUAAUCACCCUGUGAUUGCAUUAGCACAUGGUGCAGCAUGAAGGAGAUGUGAAUCACCAUGUGUGUGACUUACAGGACACCUCUUGUGUGUCACGAUCGAAACACACCACAAACUGAUCAUGCCCUUUUUUUCUCUUUUUACCACACACCGACAUCAUGGGCAAAUAUUAUGAAAUGCCAUUUUUUUGCUGAAACCUGUUUUUUUUUUUUUAGUUUUUUCUUUGUUUCGUUUUUAAAUGUGUGUAGUCCAUGUUUAAAGUCUGACGUGUGUUGGAGGGCAGGUGGUUGAAAAAUUAUUAUUUUUUAUGUUGAAAAUUGAAGGGAGCCAUAGUAGUUCUGCCCUAUCUUCUUAGCAGCCUGCGCCUACUUAUACAUACUCGCCGCUCUCCAGCUCAAACGCCUCUUUUUAAAGAGGAAACAAAAAAGAAAACAGGAUUUCUAUCCUUCUGAACUUUGUGUUCUUCAAAAUGCUGCUGCUCUUCUCUGUACACACACAGUGCUGAAAGUUGUGUGUCGUAUUGGUGAAAGACCUCUCUCUGUUCUUGUCUCGUGUAUUGUGUAGAUGACACAAAUGUAUGAUCAAAUACAUUGUGUACACAUUGUUUGUUGACAUGGGUUCAUAUGCAGCCACAGGCUUUGUGUAUGAGUUCAUGGUUAACCCACUGACGGCUACAAAGAUGCAUCGCCACACUGGAUCCAAAUGGGCCAUUCUAUAUGAGAUAUGAAAUACACGUCUGUCAGUACAGUAUAGGUUGACACACACUUACACACAUACACACACAUUCUCUGUAUGUUUUUUUACACAGAUGCACAUUCUGCUCUCUCUCUCUCACGCACACUCACAGACACACACACACACACACACACACACACACAGAAAUCUACAUUCAUUAUCUCACACAGACCACUCACACAGAAUCUAAAUGUGCCAUGAUUAGGUAACGCUUGACAAUUUAUUUUUUCUAUGUUUUCAAGAAGAGCCAAGCAGUGACAUGUACAGAUAAUGUUGAAAUGAUAUGAAAAUAAAUCUUGCUGUGUGUAAAUUAUUCAACAAUUAACUGUUUAUAUUAAAAUUAUGAAUAAAAUGAUUGGCGAGUAUUUUUUUAUUCCGCA